This is a messenger RNA of Caenorhabditis remanei, 249 nucleotides long. RefSeq lists its product as uncharacterized. The coding region runs from base 1 to 249 and encodes 82 amino acids. The record is from RefSeq and is a predicted model, not a curated record. Lineage: Eukaryota; Metazoa; Nematoda; Chromadorea; Rhabditida; Rhabditidae. The transcript has a single exon.
AUGCAGCCAUUUCCCACCAAGCCACCCAUUCGGCAAGUUAUCAAAAAACGAGGUGACGCUCCAACUAUUGUCUCUCUGAUUCCAUUUGGCGCUUCAAACCACGGACUCGAUGAAAUUGACAACGAUGAAGAAACUCCUCAAAUAUCUGAAGUCUAUUGCAACGUCAUCCUCAUUCUACUUGUUUUCAUGCUUCUUGCUCUCUUUUUGUUCAAAGUGGAGUGUGUCCUUACCGAAACUCCCACUCAUUGA